AUGUCUUUGCUUUUGGGCGUGAUCUACGCCACCCUGACCAACACUGUCUGGGGAUGCUACCCACUCUAUUGGAAACGGCUAGCCGAAAUCCCUGCGUUGCAAAUCACAGCUCACCGCAUCGUUUGGUCCUUCGUGCUUCUGGAGCUCCUCUUGGUCGUCACGGGGAGGUGGAAGCACUUCCACAAGACUGCGUUCACCCGACUAAACAUAGCCACGGGGGCCCUCUCGGGUACCCUUGUGGGGUCGCAUUGGCUGUUGUGGGUGUGGGCAGUCAACCGAGGGUUCAUCGUCCAAGCGAGCUUGGGCUCGUUCAUGAUCCCACUGGCCACCAUGUUCCUCGGCAUGCUGUUCUUAAAGGAACGUUUCCGACUUUGGCAGUGGGUUGGCAUGGCGCUGGCCAUUGGCGGGGUCACUGUCGUGGCAGUUGGCAACGACACAUUUCCGUGGGUGUCAUUUGUCUUGGCGCUGACCUUUGGCUUGUACGGACUCGUGAAGAAGCAAACCAAACUCGACGCGAUCGAGGGCAUGACGCUGGAGUUUGCCAUCAUGUCCAUUCCAUCCCUGACGUACUUGGUGGUAGCCGAAGUGCACAGUCAGGGGGUGUUCAGUCAUGUGGAUGUGACCACCGACUUGCUUUUGGUCGGGGGCGGGGCUAUCACGGCCAUUCCGUACGUGUGGUUUUCUACUGCCGCCCUUCGCCUCCCCAUGACGAUCUUGGGCAUCUUUGGCUACAUCGUGCCGACGGGAAACCUCCUCAUUGGUGUGUUUGUAUACCAUGAACCGUUCUCCACCACCAAGUUGGCUGGGUUUGUGCUCAUUUGGAUUGCUUUGGCUGUAUUUUCUGUCGAAAGUCUGCUGGUUCCAGCUGCCUCUGUCGAUAGCAAAGACCAACUUCCAACCUCAGUCAUUCACUCGCUAGACGUAACAAAUGCCAACGCGUCAACGACAGAAGUGGGCGAUGCCUACGUGCCGUUCGAAGAGCACAGUCCAGUGCUCGUAGUCGUACAACGCGAUUAA
Aphanomyces astaci is the source of this 1017-nucleotide messenger RNA. RefSeq names its product protein RarD. NCBI's taxonomy places the organism in Eukaryota, Oomycota, Saprolegniomycetes, Saprolegniales, Verrucalvaceae. The transcript has a single exon. Gene Ontology annotation, cellular component: plasma membrane. Bases 1 to 1017 code for a protein of 338 amino acids. The record is from RefSeq and is a predicted model, not a curated record.